Salvelinus sp. IW2-2015 is the source of this 4603-nucleotide messenger RNA. RefSeq names its product fibronectin type III domain-containing protein 3B. The record is from RefSeq and is a predicted model, not a curated record. Gene Ontology annotation, molecular function: protein binding. Lineage: Eukaryota; Metazoa; Chordata; Actinopteri; Salmoniformes; Salmonidae.
AUAAUGUGUCCUGUCUGCCUACAGCUCCCAGAGUGCACCAGCUGGAAGGGAAUGUGUGUGAGGUCACCUGGGAGACCAUUCCACCAAUGAGAGGCGACCGUGUCAACUACAUCCUGCAGGUGCUGGUUGGACGAGAGUCAGAGUACAAACAGGUGUUUAAAGGAGAAGAGAGUGCGUUCCAAAUCACUGGGCUCCAAGGCAACACCGACUACCGUUUCCGUGUGUGCGCCUGCCGCCGUUGCCAGGAUACCAACCAGGAACUCUGUGGCCCUCUAAGCCCCUCCUCCCUGUUCACCCUGCGUCGUCAGGAGCAACAGUGCCUGGGGGAGACAAGCGCCGUGGAGACGGUGAAAGGGGCGGGGAUAAUAUCCAGCGAUGAGCGCUUUGCGGCGGUCGUGGUGUGUGUGUUCGCCGGUGUCUCCAUCCUCAUGGCCUGUCUGCUACAAUACUUCUUCAUGAAGUGAGGGAAUGAAYCGGCAACAGGAUAGAAAAGAGAAAACAAAGCGAUAGCGAAAGAAAACGAGCAUCUGCGAAWGAAAGGAAAGAAAACAAACACUUGAGAGUCAAGUGYAGGAUAGAAAGAGAAAAAAACGAGAGAGGAAACAGACUUCAAACGAAACAGACUUGAGCUGUACUUCAGUUAUUCUACCACGGCGUUGUCCACGUAUCUCUUUCCUCUUCUCUCUCCUCUCUCUCUUUCACUCUCUCGCUCGCUCUCUGUUUCUCUUGUCAUUGUUAGUUUGGUCUCUCUAUCUUAUGUAAUGGAUGUAUUUGGAGGGAAGCUGUUCGUGGCCAAAACAAACUGAUAACCAAGCAUUAGCCAGCCAGGAGCCCAGCUCCUCAAUGACCUGCAUGACAUUAUUCUGUAUCUUUUUAAACCUAAUAGACAAAGUGUAUUUUUCUUUAUAUUUCUUUACAGUCAAUUCCUUACUUUACUGUGUCUGUGUCCUAUUUGCGCUGUUCGCUGCAGUUUUUUGUAGUUUUUUUCCAUUACGCCAUUUUGAAAUGUAGUUCUAAAGCUUUAGCCAUGUAUCCAUCAAUAUCUGUUACCUUGUCUAUUAUAGGCCAAAUCAUGCAAUCUUUACGCACAGAUACACACACAGACACAGACACACAGAAACAUACACACACAGGCACACAUGCAUAUGCACAGCGAGACAAACACACACACACACACAUGCACAGAGAGACAGAAACACACUCACUCAGAUGCCUUCUCUUCUGUCUUCUUUAUUCAGCUACCAAAGCGAUGCCAUUGUUAAAAAAUGCUGCUAUCCUGUUUCGUUAUAUCUAAGAAAGAAUGGAUUUAGUUACCUAAUAUAUACAAUCUAUAUCAAAUAUAUCUAAGAUAGAUCUACCUAUCUAUAUCUGUAGGGGCGAUGCUAUGAUGUAAUAUAAGAAUUGUAGAGGUCUGGAUGACAGAGAGAAAGAGAAGGAGGGUUCCAGGUAGAUGUUGCCUUUUAACCACAGAUCUAGGACCAACUUUCUCUCCCCUGAAGCUAACCUAAACGAUUAGGAGUGGGAAAUGCAAAGCUGACUUUAGAUCAGUUUAGGGUAAGGGUGUAAAACCAGGCUCCUGGAGGGCCACACACCUGGCCAUAUCUAGCCAAUCAGCAACACCAGUUGAUCAAUUUAGUUUGAGGUUGAUAAAAACAUGAUGACACUUUGACCUGUGAGAACUGGACCUGACACCCCUGGUCUAGGGAUAACCUGGUAUAUUCCACUGGGAGUGGUUUAGUGAAUUAUAAUAUGUAUUCUAGGUGCUCGACUGCAGAUCUGAGGUCAGUUCAGUAGCCAGUCCCCGCUGUCGAAUGUAGAGGUUACUGAAGUAACCUUUUAUCCGCCCCCCUCUCUACCCUCAUACCUAUUCAUACCCUUCUUCUUUUAUCCGCCCCCCACUCUACCCUCAUACCUAUUCAUACCCUUCUUCUUUUAUCCGCCCCCACUCUACCCUCAUACCUAUUCAUACCCUUCUUCUUUUAUCCGCCCCCACUCUACCCUCAUACCUAUUCAUACCCUUCUUUUCUCUGCCCCCUCUCUCUUUUUCUAUCCCUCCGCCAUUCUCAGUACGUCUCCCUCAUUCCUAACCUCCCUCUCUCCAUCUCUCUAAUUAAUGCUGUAAUCAUCCCUCUCUCUCUAAGCUGUGCUUCGCUCCUACUCGUCAGUUAGCAGAGCCUUUAACUGCUCCAACACCUUUGCCAAAGUCGACGGGAAAGUUACGCUACAAUUUCUCUAUUGGUUUCUAAACCUUUAUUUAUAUACAAUAGAAUAUUUGCAUACAGUACUUUACAAGCCAAUUACAGUGCAAUCUUUUCAGUUAUUUAUUGUUUAAAAAAUAAAAAUUAAGAGACAAAUGUAAGUGUAGUUAUAAAUGUACUAAUUCGUUUUUUCUCUCGUAGCAUGUUAUAUUGUUAUUAUGAUAAUUUUUCMGUUUUUUGUUUUUAUUGGAUGUGAUUUUAGAUGUUUGAUUUAAGGCCAGCAUUUCGUACUCUCAGUAGCCAAUUACAUAUCUCAUUUAUUCUCUUACAGUUGUUGGGAAAACCUGUAGUUGUUUCAUUAUUCUGUAUGUCGGUAUCAGUUUUUAACAUGUUAACCAAAUGUCUGCCCUUGUCAUCUCCUCUCUGACACACAGAACUGGCUCKUACCCRUARCCACGUGACCAUCACGUCAUAACACCAAUAAURAWAGCKUUAUAAUUGUUAUGGGUGUCGUGAUUUCACGGUUAUGACCAGCCUGUGUGGUUUUCUGUAUGCAUUAAGAGAUGUAGCAAACCGUUAGCCAGGUUAUAUUGGUAAAGAUUUUAGACCGCUGGAGCAAACACACAGUGUCUUCAGAAACGUUACCUUUUCUGAUAUUAAGGUUAUGUUGGCGUCUGUAUUAGGAUUUAAGCAGAAGGACGACGUACCGUACAACUCUGAGGGGGCACGGGUGGUUAAAUAAUGUACACUCUUAGAGAAAAGGGUUCCAAAAGGGUUCUUCGGCUGUCCCCAUAGGAGAACCCUUUUGGGUUCCACGUAGAACCCUCCAAUGGGGACAGUCGAAGAACCCUUUCAUGCUCGAGGUAGCACCUUUUUUUCCAGAGAGUUUAUGAAGGUACACUGAAGGUUAAAUAAGGUAUGAAGGUACUCUUUACAGUUACUGUAACCAGUGCUUGAAGAGGACGGCAGAAGGUGGCGGUACUGACUUUAAUUCUACCGUUUGAGCCGGUAUUCUGUAAGAGGUGCCAUUAUUCAGACAGUAUGACGAGACUUGAAGUCUCAGGUUAGCUCCACAUGGCUAAUGCCCUAGGCUUUAGUUCCAGGGGCUAACACAGUCUUGGGACACUGUACAGUGCCCCCUCAGUGUGAAGGUGCGUGGUGUCUCGGGGAGUCAGAACAAUAGUUGCCUUAAUUUGUCGUUUAUACUGCCUAAUGUUAUAGAUUAAGACGUGUUUGAUAUCAUAUCUGUUUGGAUUAUUUCUGCCAAAGUCGAGGCUUGUGUCAUGCCAUUUUACUUGUGUCAUGCCAUUUUACUUUGCGUGUGUGUGACACACACACACACACACACGUUCCUUUCAACAUUAUCUUCGUUCUAAAGGGUUCCUUGAUGUUCCCUCUGUGACCACACAGCAUUAUUAUUACUGUCACAUUAUUAUCCUCUCAAAAAGGAAAGACAUAACUUGAUCUGUGAUUUACGCCUCUUUCAUUUUUCAUUUUAGUAUUUUUAUGUUAAUUUUCGGGGGAAAGCUAAAUGUAUUAAAUGUUCCAUUGUUAAAUAUACUACCCCUUUAUUGAGUCUUAACACGCUGAUUUCACACUGAAAAAGGUCACAAGACUACAACAAUCAAAUCAGGAUUUCAGUCAGACCGAAGAGGAUGAUUAUGAUGAGGAAUACUUUUCCAAGCUUGUCGUCGUAUAAAGAGCCUUAGUGAUUAUUUUSUGUCCAGUAUUUUGCUUAGAAUUGAUAGUCAGUGCAGAGUUAUUAUACGUAUAGAUAUGUAGUWUUGAYGCUAAAAUUAGGUAARUAYAACUAACAGAGAUKAUAUGAAGCACUUUUAAAGCGGUAGACCCUUAGCCCACAGGAUAAUUAUCUAUCCUGUGAGAACCAUGAUGCUUUUCAUCAGACAGCUUCUUGUUUUGAUACCAGACACACAGCUGCCCGCCGGGCAMUCUGUUACAUUGGCAUUACAAUGUCGUCUGACAUUUUGACUACGUCAUUGUUGUGACGGAGUCGUCUGGUAUUGUUGUGUCAUUUGGUGUUGCUGUGUCAUACAGCGUUAUUACUCUGUCAUCUGACGUGACUUUGUCCUGUUCACCUGUCUCAGUUAGAAAGAAGACUGUUGAUAUGUCCUGUUGUGUUAAAUCUCCCCCAAGCCUUUUACAGCCAAAUCAUUCCCGAAGUUGUGUUAAAUCUCCCCCAAGCCUUUUACAGCCAAAUCAUUCCCGAAGUUGUGUUAAAUCUCCCCCAAGCCUUUUACAGCCAAAUCAUUCCUGAAGUUGUAUUAAAUCUCCCUCAAGCCUUUUACAGCCAAAUCAUUCCUGAAGUUGUAUUAAAUCUCCCCCAAGCCUUUUACAGCCAAAUCAUUCCUGAAGUUGUAUUAAAUCUCCCCCAAGCCUUUUACAGC